Messenger RNA from Gastrolobium bilobum, 483 nucleotides. Its product is annotated as LOB domain-containing protein 24-like. Lineage: Eukaryota; Viridiplantae; Streptophyta; Magnoliopsida; Fabales; Fabaceae. The record is from RefSeq and is a predicted model, not a curated record. The transcript has 2 exons. The coding region runs from base 1 to 483 and encodes 160 amino acids.
AUGAAAAAAUCAACUAGAUGUGCUGGCUGCAAAUAUUUGAGGAGAAGAUGUCCACCAGAUUGUGUUCUAAAGCCAUAUUUUCCCUCAACCAAUCCUCAGAGAUUCUCAUUUGCUCAUAAAGUCUAUGGUGCCAGCAAUAUUACCAGAAUUCUAACAAGACUUCAGGAGCAUUUACGAGCUAAGGCUGCGGAUAGCAUGUGUUAUGAAGCGAAUAUACGUGUUAAGGAUAGGUGUGUUGGAGAAAUCAAUCGAUUGCAACAACAGAUAAUUCAAGGUCAAAAUGAGAUAAAAAGGAUCAAGGAUGAAAUGGCAGUUCAAAAUGCACUGAGACAACAACAGCUGCAGCUGCAGUAUCAGCAGCAAAUGGUUCAUGCUAAUGAUAAAGAUGACGCGUUUUCAUAUGCAAGUUCAAUUGAGCAGAAACCCAACCUCAGCAUAUCUCAACAGCCUUUUGAUGCGUCCACCUUUGCUUGGUUUCCAUGA